Iphiclides podalirius (scarce swallowtail) is the source of this 627-nucleotide messenger RNA. NCBI's taxonomy places the organism in Eukaryota, Metazoa, Arthropoda, Insecta, Lepidoptera, Papilionidae. The record is from the annotation of a GenBank genome assembly.
AUGCAGUCCUCAUACGCAACGAGAGAAGCCGGGUUGCCGAGCCUUAGCUUCGAUUGCGUGUCCCAUCAGCAGCUGUCAGUUGUUAAGAGCGUCGCAGCAAUUAGCGCAAACGCCUGCGGCCUGUCGGACGUGCCGCACAUAGAGAGCCUGCAGGAGAAGUCGCAGUGCGCUUUAGAGGAGUACUGCCGCAGCCAGUACCCCAACCAGCCGACGAGGUUCGGGAAGCUGCUGCUGCGGCUGCCGUCGCUGCGCACGGUCAGCUCGCAGGUGAUAGAGCAGCUGUUCUUCGUCCGCCUAGUCGGGAAGACGCCCAUAGAGACGCUGAUAAGGGACAUGCUGCUCUCGGGCAGCUCCUUCUCGUGGCCCUACAUGGCGACCAUCCAGCGCUUCGACCCGCAGAGGUACCGGCAAGAGGCGCCCGAGGACGCGGUGACGUCAUCCAGCGAGCCCCACGAGGCCCCGGAGGACCUCUUCGGCAGAGGCCGCGAGAGGUCCGACCCCGCGUCGUUCUACGCGCCGUACGAAGCGGCCCCGCUGCCGGACCCUAAGGGCCAGAAGACCUCCAUGACGAUCGACAGUCUCCUGAAUCUGAGGGGCCGCGACCCCUGCUCCCAGCUGGACAUUAAG